This is a messenger RNA of Penicillium salamii, 7257 nucleotides long. NCBI's taxonomy places the organism in Eukaryota, Fungi, Ascomycota, Eurotiomycetes, Eurotiales, Aspergillaceae. The record is from the annotation of a GenBank genome assembly.
AUGGCGUCCGUACGCUCCCUCGGCGUUCACGAACCUUCAGCCGUCUCCUACCUAGUUUCAGAGGAGAUUCUUCCCCCAGAGCCCUCAGAAAGUCUUUACACCUGGACGAUAUGCACGGACGAAAGCGGAUUGACUGGCCCCGUGGACGACGAGCUGGUAUGGACGAAGCACUGCGUUGUAUGGUCUCGUGCAGGGAUGGUCAAGAGAGUCUUCCGGAUGGAUCCUGAGAAAGAAGAGAUUCGACAUGCUCUGUUCACCCAAUUUGCUGUCGACCAUAUCAAGCACUCCGGCAAUACGCCUCUCAGCCGCCCUGGAGGAACCACGGGGACACAAGGUGCACGAAAGCACGUUCAACGCAAUGGAAAGCCGUCAGCACCGGAGGCUUUCUCGACCCUGGAUCUGCAUGGAGAUGCGCGAGUAGCAGUCGUGGCUCCUCAGCAGUCCAGUGAAGCCCUUUCCAGAGCUCUCGUUGUGGUCCUUAAAUCACAAGCCCACAUCUUCUUUGUUGCGGGCAACAGCCAUACUAUCCCCCUUCCAUUCGAGGUUGAUUCUGUCUUUGCAACCCCGCGGGGCCUUAUUUUCCAAAGAAAAGUUCUAGACGAUGAUGCCGGCCGUCAACCCCCAACUGCGCCACCUAAUUCCUUUAUGACUACUUCGCUAUUUGAUCCAGGCGCUUCACAGUCCUUUGGCAUCCCAAGCGUGAAGAAGAGCAAGCGCCCUUCAACGAAGUCAUCAUCAACAAAAUCACCAUCAAAUCCGGUAUCUUCCUGGAUACCAAAACCGAGCUCAAGCGCCGACCUCCCCCGAGUCUUCUCUCUCAUCAAUCCUCAGUCGGAGAUGGGACUGGUUGUAACAUCACAGACCUCCAAAUGGCUCCAAAGCAGCGUGGGCAGUGCCAGAAGAAGACCCUCCGGGUUAGAAGUGUUGGAUCCAGUGGACGAGAUUGUAUACAUCUCUCCAAAAGACGAACUUUUAGGCACCAGCAGAGGCCCACUGAAUGGGACUCCUUUGAUCCUGGUAGUGACCGUCAACACGAGCACAGGAAUCUAUACUAUUUGGACUGCGCGCUACAAAGACGAUGAAUCUGGAGGCUCGAUGAAAGAGAAGGCGAGGCGAGAGACUGGGGGCACUCGAUCAGUUCGGCGGAGCUCUCACUUCGGCAUGGCCACUGGUGCAACAACCCCUGCCGCUCGCUCUGUGGCAGCCAGGGAGAGCUUCGGGCCGUGGACAGAAGAGCGGCCCUCCGCCCAACCAUCUCUCACACGCACCGAUCCCGAGAACGAUCUGGCCUCGAGGGUAGCGCAAGAUUUCGGGGAUGUUGGUGUUCCUCUUAAAGCAUCCAGACGAGUUAGCUCGUUACUUGCUCGUACCGAUCUUGCGACAAGUCAGGACCGCAUCACGUUUUCAGAGAUGGCUACUGGCAGCCAGUCUAGCACCAUGCCUCAUGGUGUUGGACUGAGACAGUCCAUUGGAGGAGCGAGCACGCGUGGUAGCUUUGGUUUCAAUCCUCGAGGAUCCCUGCCACCGGGCACAGGAUCCGUGUAUAGCACUGCAGGCAGUUUCCUCGAUGCCCCCGUGGAUAAGCUGCUCGAAGAGCUGAACAGCGAUGGCAUUUCCUCUGGAUUCGAGAAUACAGCACUGCGCGAAUCUGCCUCAGGUCUCCCUGAAGAGCUCUUGUUAAACAAAGUUGAGAGCUUCUCCUCGCAAUUCUCGGGUCCGGGAAUUUUCCAAAGGUCCACUCAAGCGCCAGCAUCCCACCGAAUGAAAGUCUCUACAUUGGCUUCCACGGACUAUGGAGGCAAUCAAAAGGGUCACACGGCCUCGUUAGCAGUAUGUAUUGUGGACAAGGUGUCACGAAACAUGACGAUUGUGAACUUGAGAGCAGAUCGAGAAUCACUCUCUAAGAGUCAAAAGAAGAAAGCUAAGUCUACUGGACAAAGCUCGGUUCUCGUCCGCGCGGUCAGAAUCCAGAAUGUGUCGAACGUCUUGGAUGCUUGCAGGAUCACAGAUGGAGAAAUUUCACGCAUUAUUUCACUGAGUGAAACCGAUUCCAAAACCCGUGAGCUUUCGUUGCAAACCCUCUGGGGUAGCCCCGUGAAAGUGGAGGUCCCAGUGCCGUUACAGCUCUAUGAACCAGAUGGGAUUUGUGCCAAUAAACUUGAAAAGCGCCCAAGAGAAAGUGGUGUCCACCGAGUUAUGGCCGAUCCAGAUCUAAUCUUUAACAAAUUUGAUCAUGGCUGCUCUCGAGGGAAAAUUGACCUCGUAGACACAGAUCAGCAGCGGCAUCGACUGCAAAUCCAGCUCGAGCCCCGCAAUGACCUGGUGAAGAAAAUCCUCAGGGUUUGCAAGUUUGCCUUGCGUGACUCUGAUAAAGCAGGCGAUGGCCUCAUGGUUGCUUGGUGGGAGGUUAUCAAGUGGCUUCAGGGCAAGGAGGACCUCGAAAAUGACCUCGAAUGGACCGCCAUGACUGUUGUCUUGUUGAGUUUGGCUGUUCCCUUUGUGUCCCCUCCACUAAUGCCAGCAACUAAACGAACUCGUCGCAAGAAGAGUCUCCUUAGGUCGAGCAGCGGAGGAAACCUGGACCUGGAAAGCUGGGAGACCAUGCUGGAUCUGGAAUCUGGUCCAGCAGGCGUUGUAGCGCCAUGGAUGAUGGAGAGCUCUUGGGGAUGGAUCGUUGAACAAGAUGCGAUUGAGAACCCUCCAAAAACGGCACACAAAGCAGAUGCCCAGGCCAGUGGGAGUCUCUCUACGUAUCGCCCCAACUCACAUUUACUCCGAUGCAUCGCCCUCAGUCGUGAAUUCCUUCGAAGCCCUCAGGGUGCUCGAGCCGUUGGCCAUGACGGGUACCUCCCUAUUUCAGAAGCGUUUUCCGAGAACACAAGAUGCACUGCUCUGUGUAGCGUUGUUGUGGCCCUGCACUUACUCCGCGAAGAACAGAAGCUAUCCAUCUGCGAUUCAGAAGAGUCCAGGAGACCUCUGGGAUUGUUGGCUCCUGUCCUCGCCCAGCUGGGCGGCUGGCUAGGCUGGGAAUCCUGGAAUGGAACCGAUGAUGCCUACUAUGGUACAGAGAUGACCAGUAUGGAACGUUGGCGGUUCGAAGACAACACCUAUAUCUCCGGGCUCAAGAUCCCCGAUGAGCCUUUCCCACCUCCAUCCAUCUUUGAGUUCCUCAUGAGCGCUGCUUCUCAUCGAAAUCCUUCGCCGUUCAUUUCGCUUCUGGACAUCGUGAAUGCUUCUGAGCGAACCCCUCGAAAAGGUCGAAUGUGGCGUGAGUGUUUCAACCUCACGCCAAGGACCUGUGCAUUGAACGGCUUCUUUUCUGAGGUUCAUAGUGUGUCGACGCCAUUGGAGAAGAUCAAGCUCUUGCAGCGCUGGGGAUUCACCAAGAGUGUCAUUGAUAGCUUCCCUGAGGGUGUUGGUGCUCCGCUUUACGAAGCGGUGCUACAAUGUCAAAUCGAGGCCUCGACGUCUUGGAGCGCAGCGCUCCUGGAGCUGAUUGACCGUGAAGACCUUUACAUGUCAAUGAAUUCGGCUCAGGCGAAUUCAGUGGCAGUACCACAGCAAACCGUGCUAUCUCACGAUGCCAUACGUGAUUUCCACUACAUUAGUAGUUCUGCAUUGAAUACCGAUGCCAUUAAUGCCUUUGAGGCAUCCGCGGAGGCGGAUCGGUUCUCCGUCACCAGGCUAAUCUUCAAGGAAGACAAGCGGUUCCACGAGGCAGCCAGACUCUUAAACCAAUCCAAGGCACCAAUAGCGGAGUGCAUUGCCGAGCCUGGUUGGAGAGAUCAGGACCUCUUGGACGCGCAAAAGGAAAUUGUGCAGCUUGUGACAGUCCGAACACUGUCAACCCCGACUGGUCGUGCAAUGCUCACGUUUAGUGGUAGGUUACCAUUGUUGACAGAGAAACUUCCUAUUCCAUCUUUUUCCUUGCAGUGCGUCAUGAAGCCGGACAACGUGACAGUCGGCGCGGACAGAGCUUUGUUCUCGGAAGAAAAGGUCUGCUGGGCCUUUUUCCACAACGGGGUGUCUACCGGUCUUGCGAUUUCCAAAGCUUCGAAGGGCAUUGAUACGUCAUGGAUCUUGUUCAAUAAACCAGAAGACUUGACGAAUCGACAUGCUGGUUUCUUGUUAGCUUUGGGUCUAAAUGGUCAUCUCAAAUCACUGGCCAAAUGGGUUGCUUUCAAGUAUCUCACGCCGAAGCACACUAUGACAUCCAUCGGUCUCCUUCUUGGACUCUCUGCCUCAUACUUGGGCACAAUGGAUACUCUCAUCACACGGUUACUUUCGGUGCAUGUUACAAGAAUGCUCCCCUUUGGGGCAGCUGAGCUGAAUCUCUCGCCAUUGACCCAAACUGCUGGCAUCAUGGGUAUUGGUAUGCUAUACUGUGGCUCUCAGCAUCGUCGUAUGAGUGAGGUCAUGCUUUCGGAGAUUGAAAACAGCGAGCAUGACGAGCAAGCUGCCUCCCAAGAAGAUCUGCGCGACGAGGGAUACCGCCUGGCUGCAGGGUUCUCCUUGGGUUUCAUCAACCUUGGGAAAGGCGAUGACUUACGUGGUAUGCGAGACAUGCAUAUCGUUGAGCGUCUACUGGCUAUUGCCGUGGGGACGAAAAACGUGGACAUUGCGCAUGUACUUGAUCGCGCCACGGCUGGCGCUACCAUUGCCCUCAUGAUCAUUUUCAUGAAGACGAAUGACGCAGUCCUAGCCAAGAAAAUCGAUAUCCCUGACACCACUGUGCGCUUUGAUUAUGUGCGACCAGAUUUGUUCCUGCUGAGAACAUUGGCACGACACAUCAUAAUGUGGGACAGUAUCAAACCUACUGCUGAAUGGAUCAGCCAGAGUCUACCUGAGGUAUACCGAGGACGAUCUCGGCUCACAGAUGUACAUCGACUGCGCAGUGAAGACAUGCCAUUUUUCAACAUCAUUGCGGGUCUUUGCUUUGCACUUGGUCUCCGUCAUGCUGGAUCAGGACAGGCUCAAGCAAGAGAUCUGCUGUUGUUCUACCUGGAUCAAAUUAUUCGCAUUUCCAGGCUACCCGUCCGAAGCUACGAUGCUAGACUCGCACGCAACUCGGUACGGAACUGCCAAGAUGUUGUAGCCCUAGCUGCUACUGCUGUCAUGGCUGGCACGGGUGAUAUUGCACUGUUCCGCCGUCUGCGUUCGCUCCACGGCCGAAUCGACGCUGACACGACCUAUGGCAGUCACAUGGCGGCGCAUAUGGCGAUUGGUGUGCUCUUCCUCGGGGGAGGCAGUUACACGCUUGGGACAUCCAACCAGGCUGUGGCAUCGCUGAUCUGCGCCUUCUAUCCCAUCUUCCCAACCACUGUCCUCGAUAAUAAGUGCCAUCUCCAGGCUUUCCGUCACCUCUGGGUUCUCGCUGCAGAGCCACGUUGCCUCGUGCCUCGUGAUCUUGAUACUCGCCGCCCUAUCUCCAUCCCUAUAACUAUCACAUCUCACGACGAGUCUAUCCGCACCGUCGGCGCCCCGUGUCUCCUACCAGACCCCAGCGGUAUCACCCGCAUUGAGAUCCGCGGGCCCGAUCAUUGGCCUCUUGUUCUGGACUUUAGCCAAAACGACACCCUCCGCGAUAAAUUCCUCCGCGGUGAUCCCUCUGUCUACCUCCGCCGCAAGGCAACCUACAAUCCAGCAGGCUCCUCGACUUCUGUUUUCGCCUCGACUUUGACUGGCCUCAGCGAAGCGCAGGAUAUCCUUCCAACGGCCACCGGCGGGGCCUCAAAUCCAGCCAAGGCACCUCCUCCCUCGGCCUGGCCAAACCGUCUGGCUUUACUUGCCGGUAAACAAUCCGCAUCGACGUCACCAUCCCAAAAUCCCUGGGACUGGGUUUUCCACCUGCCAUCUCUACAAGACCUCGAUAUCCGCGAGCGUUCCCUUGUCCUCCCCUCAUCCUUCCCAAUGCGCUCGGCUCGAAUCACGAACGAUCUUGUCUCGGCACCCCCAUGGCUACGGAACUCAGCUGUGGAUGCACGUCUCGCAUUGUCCCAUACUGUGCGCAAUAUUGUACAAUCAGCACGCGGCCGUGGUGCUGAUCCCGAUCAGAUUCGUGAUCGGAUCUGGCAACUUCGCUUGUUGUUUGAUUGGUUAGAUCGCACUCAGCCUGGCGAAGAGCGCGAUCACCUCUCUAGGCAAGUGGCUUCUCAGGGAGAUCAAAAGCUCCAGCGUUCUGGACUUUGGUUGCGAAGAGACUUCAUUGAAGAUGCCAAAUGGCAGAUUUGGGGAGUGCAGGUUGGCGAUCGAGAACGCCAAUUGCAUACCAUGACCCAGGAAAAGCGACCCCCAUCCCAGCGGGUAUGGGCUUCAUUAAUCACCAACCUCUCCUAUCUGCCCGGCUUAUUGACCCUCCAUCACUCCCUCAACAACCCAGCACCAGACUCUCAUACCGCAACAACCUCACCAACUGCUACCCAAGCUACGAAAUACCCAUUCGUAGCCUUCUACACCUCCACCUUCCCAGCAGAAGGUCUGGACGUACUCCGGGCACGCGGCAUUAAAGCACAAUUGGUUCCCUCCGUGACGCCAGCCAUCACAAGGAAAUACGCGCAAGACCCGCGCUUCGCCGAGACAUGGAAUAAGCUCAUUGUCUUCUCUUUGGGGGAGUAUGACCGCAUCGUACUGCUCGAUGGCGACAUCAUAGUUCGCCGGAAUAUGGACGAGCUCAUGGACUUACCGUUAGACGAGAGUGAUGGACGUGUCUUUGCAGCGGCGCACGCUUGUGCCUGCAAUCCCAUGAAAAAGGCCCAUUACCCCGCGACUUGGGUCCCAGAAAAUUGCGCAUAUACUACGCAACACUCCGCGGCGACGGCAGCGCAGAAAACGGCUCCACCUCCCGGGGCUGGAGUCGGGAUGCUCAAUAGUGGUGUGCUUGUUGUCCGGCCGUCGGCUAGGAGUUAUAGUGAGAUCACAUCUGCGCUACAAGAGACUGAGCGGAUUGACAAGUACGAUUUCCCGGAUCAAGAGUUGUUGUCGGAUGUCUUUUUGGGACGGUGGGUUGCCCUGCCGUAUGUGUACAAUGCGCUGAAGACACUGCGUAUGGAGGGGGUGCAUGAUGCUAUUUGGAGAGAUGAUGAAGUGCGGGCUGUGCACUACAUAUUUGCAACGAAGCCUUGGCAUGAGACAUACAAGGAAGGGGAGACGGAAGGGCUGGAUGAGACAGGGAUCUGGUGGUGGAGGGCCAAUUGGGAGAGAAUGGCCAGGGAGAGGAAGACCGGUGUUGAAGAUCAAUUCUCACGGUCGUCGAUCUGA